UUUUAGUUCAUAUCAAAAAGUUGGUUUAAUCCGUGUGUUGUGUUGUUUUUUAUUUUUUGUGUAAUUUAAUGUUAUUUAUUUAAUUUAUUUUUUUGACAAAUUUUUAAUAAAAAUUCUGUGUUUUAUCAAAAAAUGUGGAGUCCAACACACGUGAAUGUUGCUGUGAAACGUGCUACAAAUUUGUUAACAAAAGGGAAUAAUGGUACAAAUGAUUGUUUUGUGACGAUUGCUUUGGGAAAAGAAAAAUGCCGUACUUCAAUUAAACAAAAUAGUCCACCAAAUGUGGAAUGGAACGAGGAAUGUGACUUAUUGAUUCCUGAACAAGGCAACAAAGCCGAAAUUGUAUUGACAGCAUUACAUCGGAGUUUUUUGGGUGUAGAUGAAUUUUUAGGACAAGUGAGAAUUCCCUUAGCAAAUUUCGAUUUUUAUGAGCGUGCACGAAACCGUUGGUAUAAACUUGAAGCAAAAAAGGGUAAAGAGAAUAAAAAAGAUCGUGGAUCAUUAGAAGUACGAAUCGAGUUUAUUGUAAAAGCUGGUAGUUUAACAAAUUUAAGCAAACAAGAAAAACAUAAAUCGUCAUUAGGUGGCCUAUCACAUUUAACCCAAAGUGUUGGUGGCAGUUUAUUAAGUAUCGGAUCGUUAGAAAAAAGAAAAUCUGGCUUGAAAAAAUUUGCGAAAUCCUUUGGAUCAAAAGUACAUAUUACCGGUAAAAAGAAAGAUAAAUAUGGCACAAAUGAUGAUGAUUCGAUCGCUGGAAGUAUUGGUAAUAUAUCUAGUAAAUUUGGUUCAGAGAAUUUCCUCAAAGUUGAAAAACAACAUACAAAUGUUGAUCCAGGCGUUAUUAGUGAGGACGAAGAUGAAUUCACUUUCGACGAUUUAUCACAAAUUAGUUCAACCAGUUCCGUAUGUUCGCCAAAUUUAUCAUCAGGAAUUCACUCGUUAAAAUCCACAUCCGAUAGACUCAAUUCCGACCCAAUUCCAAAACAACAAUCAAUCAGUGAAUCAACAGAACAUAUAUCAACACCUCCACCACCCGUUGACGAAUGGGAAGCAAAAUUAUAUGGGAAACAUGGUAAAUCGAGCACAUUACCAGCAAUUGAUACUUCAUCGAAUCGUUCAUCGUUUGUGGAAUCAAGUCCAGUAUUGAGUAAAACACCCACUUCCAAAGAAUCAAAUGUUAGUUUAGAUACCAUACCUCAAAUGUCACCAAAAACAACAAAACCUGAAAAACCAAAGGAUGUGGAAAAAUCAAAAGAUACAGAAAAACCAAAAGAUGAGAAGAGUGGAAAUAAAUUCUCGAAGAAAUUUAAAUAUUUCCGUAAAGAAGUUAGUGAAUUGGAGCCUGAAAUCACAAAACAAAUUGGAAAAUCUAUCGAGAAAUUUGAUUCAAAAAAUUUCGGUGAGCGAAUUAUCAUCGGUGGUGAAAAUCAAAUGGAACAUCAAGAGUCUUCAAUUCCAAAUGAUGUUUUACAAAAGUUUGAAGGAAAAUCACGAUUGGAUUUAAUUUUAAUGGUUACAAAACUACAAGCCACUUUAGACGACAACAAAAAGAAACAAAGAGAUAUGGAAGAUUAUUUAGACGAAUUACUCUUACGAGUGAUGGAAACUACACCAAAAAUUUUACAAAGACCUUAUAAGGGUAUCACCAGCACUAAAUAACCAACGUUUACGGAGGGGCAAAAAUCAAAAUUAAACAAAUUUUAGAGUGUUUGACAUAUUAAGUCUGAUUCGUUAUUAAAAUUUAUUUGUUAUUGUUUUCAUAUUUUUUUUUGGACAUUG
Chrysoperla carnea is the source of this 1779-nucleotide messenger RNA. RefSeq names its product rab11 family-interacting protein 2 (gene Rip11). The coding region runs from base 133 to 1659 and encodes 508 amino acids. Gene Ontology annotation, molecular function: small GTPase binding. Gene Ontology annotation, cellular component: intracellular membrane-bounded organelle. The transcript has 7 exons. Gene Ontology annotation, biological process: regulated exocytosis. Lineage: Eukaryota; Metazoa; Arthropoda; Insecta; Neuroptera; Chrysopidae. The record is from RefSeq and is a predicted model, not a curated record.